Oncorhynchus keta (chum salmon) is the source of this 3027-nucleotide messenger RNA. Its product is annotated as E3 ubiquitin-protein ligase CBL-like. Lineage: Eukaryota; Metazoa; Chordata; Actinopteri; Salmoniformes; Salmonidae. The transcript is spliced from 11 exons. Gene Ontology annotation, cellular component: membrane raft; plasma membrane. The coding region runs from base 837 to 2885 and encodes 682 amino acids. The record is from RefSeq and is a predicted model, not a curated record. Gene Ontology annotation, molecular function: receptor tyrosine kinase binding; phosphotyrosine residue binding; calcium ion binding. Gene Ontology annotation, biological process: cell surface receptor signaling pathway; negative regulation of epidermal growth factor-activated receptor activity.
AAAGAAAGAGAGAGCGAGAGCAUGAGAAAGUGACACAAAACAAAGAGAGAGAGAGGGACCAGCCAGAGUCAGACUGAGACAUAAAAAAAAAUUCCGUUGUGCUGCAAAGAGAGCCUGGGGUCUAUAUCUGAGACACCAUUUGUAUGUUGUAGAUGAAAUCAGAGAGCUUUACGCCACUUGGGGGGAGAGAUAGUGCCUGGGCACGAGAGCGUAAAAUGUUGCCUAAGAAGGGGUGGAGAGAACAGGGCAGGAGAGGUGUUGAGAUUGUUUAAGAAAGGGUGAGUGGUUAUUUGUCUGUCUUGUUCUGCCCUCCCUUGCUCUCUCUCUCUUUCAGAGUUUCCUCUUUACACUUACUCUUUACAAAAUGAACUGGAAUGAGACUGUUCCUAAACAAUCUUGGCUACUUCUGAAAAACUGACCAAAGAAAUUGAGGAUUUAUGAAUUGAGGACUUGAUGAAUGUAGGCUUGAAAACAAACAGUUUUGAGAGAUUAUUUGUUUGCGCUUAUCUGGACAAGACGUUUCCCCUCCACUCUUUCUAAACCACAGCAGUUGUCUCCAUUCCUGUUGGACUAUGGUAUAUUCUGGCCCUAUCUGGGUUACCUGAUUUCAUUGGAUUAUUCUUUGGAUUACUGAGGAACACUGGUGAAGAUAUAUUGUAUAAAGUGUGCUCUUUUCAACCAAAGCUGUCAACCAUAAAGAUAGAAUGACAACAUUUACCAAACCGUCCAUGCCAUACAUCUAGACCACUCCCUCAUGCAACUGUCAUAGAUAGGGCUGCGCUGAACUGAUCCCACUCGGACUAACACACCACAACCAGGAAUCCCUCCUCAGGACAAUGGCCACGGGAGGGAACGGGCUAGGAUCUGACCGGAGCCUGACAUCCACCUCCCAGCCGCCCAGUGCCUCUGACCGGAGCCUGAAAUCCAACUCCCAGCCGCCCAGUGCCUCUGACUGGAGCCUGAAAUCCAACUCCCAGCCGCCCAGUGCCUCUGACUGGAGCCUGAAAUCCAACUCCCAGCCGCCCAGUGCCUCUGACCGGAGCCUGAAAUCCACCUCCCAGCCGCCCAGUGCCUCUGACUGGAGCCUGAAAUCCAACUCCCAGCCGCCCAGUGCCUCUGACUGGAGCCUGAAAUCCACCUCCCAGCCGCCCAGUGCCUCUGACCGGAGCCUGAAAUCCAACUCCCAGCCGCCCAGUGCCUCUGACCGGAGCCUGAAAUCCAACUCCCAGCCGCCCAGUGCCUCUGACCGGCGGCAGGUGGACAAGGCCCUGAAGAGGCUGGAGAAGCUGCAUCGGCUGUGUACCAACCUCAGGCUAGGCCUGAGGAACAGCCCCCCGUACCUCCCCGAUGUGGUCUCAGAGACAGCCACGCUGCUCACCCAGGUGUGGGAGCCAUACAGGGGGCCUGCAGCUGGGGGGCAGGCCCCCCGGGGGGACGAGGGGGAGUACCUGAGGAUCCAUGCAAGACACCUGCUGGAUAAGACUAACCGGGCCGUGCUGCUGUUUAAAGAGGGGCGCGAUAAGAUGUUCGAGGAGAUGUCCAGCUACAGGAGAAACUUGACCAAGCUGUCCCUGCUCUUCAGUCACAUGCUCUGGGAGCUACGGGCCAUGUUUCCCGAGGGAAGCUUUCAAGGUGACACCUUUAGGCUGACUAAGACAGAGGCCGGAGAGUUCUGGAGGCGAGCAUUUGGAAACAAGUGUAUUGUGCAGUGGAGCAGUUUUAAGCAGCAUCUCCGUAGGGUCCAUGGCUUUGAAGAGGGGAUGGAGUCCAUGGCUCUAAAGUCCACUGUAGAUCUCACCUGUAACGACCACAUCUCAGUGUUCGAGUUUGACAUCUUCACCAGGCUAUUCCAGCCCUGGAGGUCUCUUCUGAGGAACUGGAACCAGUUGGCAGUGACCCAUCCCGGCUACAUGGCCUUCCUCACCUACGACCAGGUCAAAGCCCGCCUCCAAAACUACCUGCACCGGCCCGGGAGCUACAUCUUCCGUCUGAGCUGCACUCGGAUGGGCCAGUGGGCCAUUGGUCAUGUGACUGGUGAUGGCGGCAUCGUACAGACGAUCCCCCAGAAUACACCUCUCUACCAGGCCCUCAUCCAGGGCUUCAGGGAGGGCUGCUACCUUUACCCUGACGGACGUGAUGUGAACCCAGACCUCACCAGUCUGUGUGAACCAGCACAGAGAAGCAGGGUCAAAGUCACAGAGGACGAGUAUGAGAUGUACUGUGAGAUGGGUAGUACCUUCCAGCUGUGUAAGAUCUGUACAGAGAGAGACAAGGACACACGCAUCCAGCCCUGCGGACACCUGCUGUGCCAACCCUGCCUCACAGGAUGGCAGAAGUUGGAUGGACACACCUGCCCAUACUGUCGCUGUGACAUCAGAGGGACAGAGUCCAUCCUGGUGGAGCCUUACCUGUCUGUCAGCGAGGAAGAGGAAGAUGACCUGGAGGAUGUACAGCUAGUCAUGAAAAACCUGGCCUAUAUGAAGAGGAUGUCGUCUGAAGAGUACCAGUUCCCCAGCUCUCGCCUGGCUCCACCCCUCCCUCCCAAACACAGCACCUUCUCCCACUGCCCUUCCCCACAAGCCCCCUUACGGCCUUCCGAUAUACUGGUCAAAUACUCCCACUCUAACUCACGUUCUGCUCACAGUGACACCCCCUCAGACAGAGCGCUCACACACCACACUGCCAGCACUAACAGUGAGGAUUCUGUCUCAGAGCCAAACUUCCACUCCUGUUCCGUCUCCUCCCAGUCCUGUGGAGAGGGUGGAGCACCCUGGGAAGGGGCUUCAGAUUCAGUGAAACAGAAGAAGAGGUAUAAAGAAAGGAGUGAAAGGACGUCAGAGCUUGGGUACAGCCAGAGAGAGCGGGAGAGAACCAUGUCCUCCUGACGCUGGGAGAAAAGACAAGCACAACAUCUCUGACUCAAGAAUGGAUGGAUAAUAGGAAUAAGAAAGGUUGAUUCCACUGUUCCUGAUAAACAGCCAUUGUUAAUCUUAUGUACCUUAUGUAUAUGUAUCUUAUGUAUGCCUU